UUAACUUGCUUGUUUACUUUGGCAUCAUUCGUGUUUUCGUUGUCAUCGACAACAGUGGAGAGUUUGGAGAGAGCUCAGAGAAAAAAAUUUGUUUCGUUUCGUUCUCAUAUUGGGCAGCAAAUCCUCCAGCAAAAUUUGUAAUUUUUAACCAGAAAUAGAUAAAAUUUAAAACUAUUACAAUUGGAAAAUGAAUAUUCUAACUGUGUGAUACUGAAAUUUAAUACAAAUAGUGCAAAUUUGUGGUGAAAUAGUGGUUUUUCCGGCGAUACUAAAUUUCUCAAAAAAUCAAUGACAGCAAAAAAGCAGUGAAGCACCACCAUCAUCAGCAACAUCAGGAGGUGCAAAAGAAUAGCGGGAGGAAACUGAAAUCGUCGGAGUGUGAUAGGAAGAUGAAGAAGAAGCAACCAUAGGCAAGUAGUUAAGCAGCAAUCAGCGAAAUCAGACAGUGAACCAGUCCGCUAGCCGCAACCAGCGCCGAAAACAAAAACGUUCUUUCAAUUCGCGUUUGUGUGAUUUUUUUUUUUAAUUUUAUUUUGGAAGUGACUUCUCCAAUGAUGAGUUGUAGCUAAAGAUGAAGAGUAACACAAUGAAUAUCCGAAAAGAGAUAAAUACAAUAAUAAUGAAAGGUUUAAAAUAGAAGAAAAUGAAGCGAAAUUUGAAAUGGUGCUGUUGACGUUCUUUUAUUAAUGCUGCUGAAGCCGACGUCAACGUCGACGACGACGACUGUGACGGCAACGGUGGUAGCACAUAAGGCAAUGGUAGGAUUGGACGACGCAUUGUAAACGGAAAUAUCUUCGACAUGUAAUGAUUGCUCAAUGCAUAUUAACAAAUAAUUAGCUCAGAGAAAGAAUAUAUUGUUAAGCACAAGGUUGGAAAGUGUAAUAAGAUGUGUCACAUUUAGUGCAUUACCAAACAUUAAAAAAAAUUGAUAAAAAAUUAUUAUUGGAAAAUUUAAGGACGUUAUAACUUUAAAUCUGAUUAAAACAAUAUAAUUUCCUACCAUGUGUGAAAUGUAACAAUCUGGUAUAUUGUGAUUUUUCUUUUAUUGCAUGAGUCAACAAUGUUGGUUGGCUUUCGGAGUUAGGUGACAACUAAAAAUUUAUUAUAAAGUGGUUGCAAGUGUGCACAUAAGUUUUGAAAAAAUAUACCAACGAAAACUCCGAAGUUAGUUAUGGCGGUAAAAAAGAAAACAUUUGCUGAACGUAAAAACCGUGAAAAGAUCGACAGAAAAAUCGAUUAACACACCUGUAAACUUUGUCUAAAAAAGAACUUUUACUUUUAAAAAGGAAACUAACCUAACCCUUAUUGCGGACCAUAAAAAUAUACAAAUAUGGACGGACAAAGGGCGCGGGACAUCUUAACACUGCUUCAGGAGCGUGUUGUUUGCCUCACGGGUGGUCGUGAUAGACGAGGUGGUCCAUUGUUAUGCUUUCCAGCAACACCAAAACGCGAUCGCCUUAAACCGGAGGAUUUACGUCGUUUGCUUAGCUAUUUAAUUAUGAUACCAAGUGAUUCGGCGAAGAACCUCGGCUUCACGGUCAUCAUUGAUAUGCGAGGCAAUGGCAAUUGCUCCACCAACCUAAAGACAAUACUGAAAGUACUGCAGGAGCACUUUAGCGCUAACAUACACAACGUGGUGCUCAUUAAACCGGAUAAUUUUUGGCAGAAGCAACGCGCUUCGAUAUCGACAAAUAAAUACAAAUUUGAAACAUCGAAUAUAUCGAUCGAGGCGCUACACAAAAUAGCCGAAGCGCAUCAAUUGACUUCCGAUUUUGACGGCACGCAGCCGUACGAUCACCAACAGUGGACCGAAUCGCGUUUGGCAAUCGAAGAUUUCUUUUGGCAAGCGAGCGAUAUGGCCGAUCGCAUUGACGAUCUGCAAGAAGACUUGCAGCGCAAUGAUUUCGCUGAAGAUGUUAACGGCGCAAAGCAUUCACUCGAUCAUCACAACGAAAUGAAGAAGAAAAUACAAAAUCUGCCGAUUGAAGAUUUGGAAUUGCAGAGCAAGAAAUUGCUCGCUAAGAUCAAUAAGAAUGCCGGUAGCGCUGGUGUGCCCGGCCGACAGCCCUGUGUUGGCUCCGGCGCCGACUGUGGUGGCAGCGAUUCCGGCACUUCAACACAGACGCAAAACUCUUCGCCAGCUUUUCGCGCUGCCAACAAUAAUCCUGAUAUGGCCGCGGCCAUCAAUAAAGCGCUGCGUCAAGUUGACCUCAUACGCAAUGGCCAACAGCGUUUGCUCACCUUGUGGCAACACAAAAAGUCCAAGUUGGAUCAGUGUUUUCAAUGGCGUCUCUUCGAGCAGGAUUGCGAGAAAAUGUUCGAUUGGAUAUUGCACAAUCGCGAUGUCUUUCAGAUGUCUUAUGUCGAAAUUGGACAUAAUUAUUCUGUGGCGAAGUCACUGCAGGAUGAGCAUCAGAAAUUCGCAGUCGCCUCCAUGAAUGUAUCAGUCAAUAUUGAUCGCAUACUUGCCGUGGCCUCACGCCUCAUUGAGAGUCAACAUUACGCAGCGCAACACAUCAAAACACUAGCCACGCGCCUCGAUCGCACAUGGAAAGACUUUGCCGCUGGUCUGGAUGAACGCACAGCGGUGCUGCAGCUGAGCGUACUCUUCCACCACAAGGCGGAACAGUAUUGCAAUAGUGUGGCCUCAUGGGCAGCCGCCUGUCAGGCCUCGCAACCGCUACCAUCGGACAUACAGAGCCUGGAGACAGCAAUACGUACGCAUCAGUCACUGUACGAAGCCAUGUGUCAGGCCUACACGGAGGUGCACUCGACCAGCAAGAAACUACUCUACCAAUUGGAUCAUCUGGUACAGGUGUGCAAUCAACCACCGCCGCCUGGUGUGCCCGAUCACCGCAAGAACAGUAGCUUUAAUAAAUAUGAACGCCAAAAUCCGGCAGCUGACUACAGUGAGGGCGCUUCACAUGUGCUCGCUGUAAUCCACCAAAUACUGGGACAUCACCGCUCAUUGGAGGCGAAGUGGCAUCAAGAGAAAAUACGAUUGCAUCAAACAUUGGCGUUGCGCCUCUUCCAAGAGGAUGUGAAACAAGUGUUGGAUUGGCUGAAGAAUCAUGGUGAGGUGUUUUUGCGCAAGAAUACCGGCAUUGGACGCAACCUGCAAAAGGCGCGCGUCUAUCAAAAGUCGCACGAACACUUUGAGAAUGUGGCACAGAACACGUAUAGCAAUGCGGAGAAACUGCUUUCGGCUGCAGACGAACUGGCACGAAGUGGCGAGGCUGAUCCCAAUGAGAUUUACUCAGUGGCACGCGAGCUGGAGUUGCAGGUGGCCAGUUUCGCCGAGCGCGUAGAACAAAGACGUCGUCGCUUGGAAAUGGCUGUUAUAUUUUACACACACGAAAAGGAGGUCACCGCUUGGAUUGAUCAAUUGCGUACCGACGUGUCCACCGAUCAAACUAUGCUUUCUCAAGAGAAUCUCGAAGGCAUCGAACGACAUCUGCAGCAAUUCCGUGAGCAACAGGAAAGCACACUCAAAGGUUGCAUGCAGACCAUAGCUCAAGGCGAGGCGCUGUUGCAGGAAAUGCGCUCACUCGAAUAUGACGAGAAUAGUUUAUCCAUAUCGGGACUUGAAACGACUUUAGAGAAGCUGACCAAACAGAAAGUGGAAUUGGAGGAGCUUUGGUCAGCGCGUCAAUAUCGCGCCGAUCUAAUACUCCGUUUACGCUACUUCGAGCGUGACGCAAUGGAACUCUCAUCACAGUUGGAGAUUUGGUCGGAGGAGUUGCAGCAUGCCGACUUAUCACGUGACUACCAAAAAGCAGAACAAUUGAUACGCAUGCACAACGACUCCGUAACUGACAUACAGAACACCACUUAUGAGGUGCUACAGCAGGGACAGGACCUACUGCAAAUGUUCGAAACGGCUGGCAUCAUUUCGAUGGCUGAUGCCACGCACACAGCGCAGGCGCGCAUACAGUACCUCUUGGACUUUUUGGGCGAACGUGAAAUUGACCUUGAGGAACUGUCUGAAGCGAAGCGCGCGAAAUUGGAGCAAGCCGUGCAGCUGUGCCAGUUUCAAAAUGAUGCCAAUCAAGUAAUAUCGUGGAUACGCAAUGGUGAAGCCAUGCUGGUGGCCAGUUUUGUUACGCCCAAUAGCUUGCAGGAGGCCGAACAGCUACGCAAGGAACACGAACAAUUCCAGGUUGCCAUUGAGAAAACACACACCUCCGCCGUACAGGUAAAAUAUCGCGCCGAUGCGCUCAUCAAUGCCAAUCAUUAUGAUCCACAAUCGAUACGAGAAAUCUCCGAUGACGUCACCAAGAAGUGGCAACAACUGGUCACCUACGCCGAAGAGCGUCACAAAUUGGUGACCGCCUCAAUGAAUUUCUACAAAACCGCGGAGCAAGUAUGCUCCGUACUCGACAGCCUAGAGCGCGAGUAUCGCCGCGAAGACGAUUGGUGCGGCGGCGGUGGCUCUAGUGAUAAAGCGCAAACUAUUGUGCAGCUAAUUUCGAAGCAUCAGGAACAAAAGGAGGCAUUCCUCAAAGCGUGCACACUGGCACGUCGCACCGCCGAAACAUUCCUUAAAUAUGCAAAUCGUUCGCAACAGUACUACAAGUACCAGUCGCAGGGUAACUGCGAGACGCACGUACGCACCAUACUCGAUAAGCUGUUGACGCAGGAGAAUCAGGUGCUCGAAUUUUGGACACAACGCAAAAAAUCGCUGGAUCAGUGUCAGCAAUUUGUGCUGUUCGAGCGCAGCGCUAAGCAAGCCAUCGAAUGGAUACACAACACCGGUGAGGCCUAUCUCUCCUCACGCACCAAUCUGGUGGGUAAAACACGCGAAGAGACCGAGGGUCUGCUCAAAGAGCACAACGAAUUUCGCGGCACGGCGAAGGAAACGCGUGAGCGUGUUAAACUGCUCAUCCAGCUGGCCGAUAGCUUGGUGGAGAAGGGUCAUGCACAUGCUAGCGCCAUCAAGCAAUGGGUGGCGUCAGUCGAUCAAAGAUAUAAGGACUUCAGCAAUCGCAUGGACACUUAUAGAGAACAGUUGGAAAAGUCAUUGGGCAUGUCAAUGGUGGUACCGGUAGAGUCGGACGCAAACUCUUCAAUUAGUUCUGCAUCUGGCUCCACCACCGAUCGUCACUCAGAUCCUUCGCUAGAGGCCAAACUCACCACAUCCUCCACGGCCGCAUCGAAGGAGAUUAACGAAGAGAAACGUAAAUCCGCACGCAGAAAAGAAUUCAUUAUGGCCGAAUUAAUGCAGACUGAACGUACCUAUGUAAAAGACUUGGAAACUUGCAUCAAAUGCUUCCUUGAAGAAUUCCGAACUGGGCAGGGUGUGCCAGCUGCAUUGGCCGGCAAGGAGGACACACUCUUCGGCAAUAUACGUGAAAUUUAUAAUUUCCAUCAGAAGAUAUUUCUACGCGAAUUGGAGAAAUACGAGACCAUGCCCGAAGAUGUUGGCCAUUGUUUCGUCACUUGGGCUACGAAAUUCGAUAUGUAUGUGUAUUAUUGCAAAAAUAAACCGAUCUCGAAUAAUCUGAUGGUACAACAUUCGGGCACAUAUUUCGAUGAGUUGCAACAUCGGCACAAGGUCGAACAUCCCCUACCAGCUUUUCUCAUCAAGCCCGUACAACGUAUUACGAAAUACCAAUUAUUACUCAAGGAUUUACUCUCCUGCUGCGAGGAAAGUCAUGGUGAAAUCAAGGAAGGUUUAGAGGUUAUGUUAAAUGUGCCGAAGAAGGCGAACGACGCAAUGCAUUUGUCAUUGUUGGAGAACUGUGAUCUGCCCAUAGAUAAUUUGGGCGAGGUGGUGUUGCAGGAUGCAUUCCAAGCUUGGGAUACAAAGCAAUUGAUACGCAAAGGACGUGAGCGGCGUGUAUUCUUAUUCGAAUUGUAUUUACUCUUUGCCAAGGAGGUGAAGGACUCAAACGGUUCCGUUAAAUAUCAAUUCAAAAGUAAACUCAUGACAACCGAUAUGGGCAUCACCGAACACAUCGAGGGCGAUGAAACUAAAUUCGCUGUGUGGACAGGCCGUUCGCCAAUGCUCUCCGACUGCCGUAUUGUAUUAAAGGCAAAUAGCUUGGAGACUAAACAGGUUUGGGUGAAGAAAAUGCGCGAAGUUAUGCAAGAAACCUGCUUUUCGGGCACCUCGCUUACACUACCGAAGUCGCCGGCAAAGAAUUCUGGCUCAUCGCAACGUUCGUCGCGCGAUUUAGAUGAACCACUGACGGAAAAUGAUCACGAUCGCUGCUCAUUGGCCAGCUUUGGUUCCGGCAAUACCACAGAUAGUGACAAUAAGAUUGGCAGCCACGAGGGUACUUGGGUGGUCGCCGAUUACAUAGCAACGCCCGGCUCCAACGAGUUAAGCGUGUCUAAAGGGCAACAAGUUGAAGUGGUGGAAGCACCCUCUGCCGCCGAGCCAGAUUUCUGUUUAGUGCGCCUAAAUCCACAAAGCGACGAUGCAGCCGUACAGGAAGGACUAGUACCCGUUUCUAUACUUAAACCAUCGCCAAGCGCACAGAAGAACAGUUCAGCGCGGAAGGAAACAAACGAUGUCAUGCAGGAACAAAGUAAUAAUCGCGGCAAACCGGACCCCUUGACUUCAUCCACCAAACGACGCGGAUUUAGCGGGCCAAAAUGGUUUCCUCUACGCAAACACUCACAGAACAAGAACGAGAAGUCACCAGCAGAAAAACCACUUACCAAGAAAUCCUCAGAGAAGAGCUUAAGAUUGACACAAAAACAAAGCGAACAGGAUGAGAAGAACCUUUCAAGUUCAGCCACAGCAAGCAGUCGGGGUCAUUAUGGCACAUCGGCGGCGACAUCACAGGCCAAUGCCGCACAAGCAGCCGAGUACGAGGCCGAGGAAGAAGCUGGCCUCGAGCUACCGCCGCCCAUGAAACCGCUACAGGAGCCCCACUUAAUGGCCAACGGUCCGCCCGUGUUCGCCAAGGAUCUCAAAGAGAAUUCCAAAAACUUGGCUAGCGCUGGAAAAAUGGAAGGGAAUCCCGCCGUAGAUUUGUCAGAAAUUGAGCAAAUUGUCAAAGAGAAAACGGAACAACACGAGGAGAAAUCGAAAAUAUUAAAACCAAACGUAAACAACUGCGGCAAUAGCAACAAUGCAGAUGUUUGCGCCAGCAACGGUUGCAGCACAGUUGGUAAGAAAACCGAUGCUACAGACAGUUACGAUAACAGCAACUCUUACAACCAUGAGGAGCGCAAUACCGAGAACAGGGAUGUUGAGAGUGCGCUUCGAAUGCGUCAAUACGCAAUCGAUGAGUUAAUAACCACCGAAAAGUCAUAUAUUGAGGACUUGAGAAGUAUUGUUGAUGAUUACCUAGCCGAGGUGCUGGAUCCCAAAAGUGAUAUACCCAAACCCGAUGAUUUGAAGGGCGGCAAAGAGCGCAUGGUUUUUGGCAACAUUGAAGCUAUCUAUGAGUGGCAUAAGAAAUCCUUUUUGGAGGCGUUAGUGCGCUGCCGCAAUUCACCCUCCGAUCUGGGCCCCCUAAUGAAUCGUUAUGAAAACAAAUUCGAAAUGUAUAAUAAAUAUUUUCAAAAUAAGCCCGUAUCGGAUCAUAUUGUGACCAUGCACCUGCUGUAUUUUGACAAAAUCAGACAGAAUUUAGGUAGCCGCUUGGAUCUCAACGAUUUGCUCAUAAAACCAGUGCAGCGAUUGCCGAAAUAUGUUUUGUUAUUCAAAGAGAUUGCCAAAUAUGCCCGCGCCGCUGGGCGUGAUGCCGAAGUGGUUGGCGUCGAAGACGCUAGGUGCAUUAUGAGUACGAUUUGUAAGAAAGCUAAUGAAGCGAUGGAAUUGCGUCGUUUACAAAAAUUCGAGGGUAAAAUCAAUUCCCAAGGAAAACUUCUAUUACAUGACAAACUCUACUGCAUUGAUGCUGAAAAAGCUGAUCGCAAUGCUUAUAUGUUGCAGAAACCGCGUGAACUUUAUGUUUUCUUUUUUGAGCAGAGCAUAAUUUUCGCGGAUAUCGAUGGCAAGAAACUACAAUAUAGUAGUCCAACAUACACCUAUCGCUCGCAUAUACAGGUCAACAAAAUGCAAUUAGAAGAAUUGGAAAACAAUCGUUUUCAGCUCAAAUCGACCGAUCCAAAUAAACCGGGCUUGAAGAUAAUUUGCUAUGCGUCAACCGUGGAGUUGACCAACGAGUGGCUGCGCACCAUACGCAAUAUACUGCAGAAGCAAAUUGAUUUAAUGCAAGCCUUAACCAGCCCAAUCGAAUAUCAACAACAGCAGCAACAACAGAAUUAAAAUUCACAAACAAACCUAAAUGAAAACCUACAAAAACAACAAAAUAGCAAUCAUGUACAAUUAUUUGCCACAAGACAAAACAACAAUUUAUAGAACACUAUUUGAAAUCUACUUAGAUAGAAAUAUGUGCUUGAACAUGGCAAAGCGAAAUUUUAAAUCAAUGAAAGAGUAAAAAUGCAUACUAAGAGGAAAUGCAAAGUUAAAAGUGGCACAAAAGUCAAAAGUGUUUACAAAGUGAGGCGCCAAGCGUUUGUAUUGAAGUACUAAGACACACACGCUUUUAUAUUCUAACAGUUAUUUUUAUUUGUAUGCUAAAUGUCUUCAUGUUGUACCCCCUUUGUAUUAGUUGAGAGAAAGACUAUAUAAAAAACGCUCGCCAAUUUCAAAUUAGUUUUAUCUAACGAUAUUCCCUUUGUUUUAGUGCUGCGGGUGCAUUUUUAUGUAUGUCUAUAUAUGAUUUUCGCAAUAAGUAUUAGUCGUUAGUCUGGCUGUAUUUAUGUAUGUACAUAAGUCGGGCAUGCAGCAAAAUGCGUUUGUUAUUGUGCAAACUGUUACAUAUUUACAACAUAAUUUGUAUAUUUGUUUACGCUUGCGCGUUGUAACGACCGAAAAUUUGUUGUCAAAGGUAUAAGCUAUUUUAAAGCAAUUUUAAUUUUUCAACAAAUUCAGUUAGUACUAGUGUGGAAUUAUCCAAAAAGUGAAAGCGCAUGCUAUAUGCGUUCGAUAUUAUAUGUAAUUUAUUAUUAAUAAUUUUAAUUUUUUUUCUAUAGCGAAGAAAACUAUAUCUAAAUAUAUUUUAUGGAUAAGUACUGAGAUAAGUACGGAGCAGAGUUAUAAGUGUAAUAAAUUAUAAUUAAAUGGAAUGUUGAAACAGCUUGCAUACUUAAGCUGCAUACUGUAUAAUUUAAGUGAUCCUAACGAGUGAUUUAUGCUGUUAAGAGAUAUGUAUUUAAUUUAAUUUAACUCAUUUUCUUUUAUAAAUUUACAAAUAUCUUUAAUUAAGUAAAAAAAUACAAAAAAGUUAAAAUGGCAGUUUUAUGUUUCAUUUCAAUGAUUUUGUUCCACCAACAAGCAUUGGUCGUCGCACGAUGACAUUUUAUUAUACCCUGAACGGGGUGUUUUAAGUUUGCCACAAUGUUUGUAACACCCAAAAGGAAACGUCGGAGACUUUAUAAUAUUAAUAUACCAUAUAUAAAUGAUCAGCGUGACGAGCUGAUUCGAUUUAGCCAUGUCCGUCUGUCUGUAUAUACUCGUACUAGUUCCUAAGUUUUUGAGAUAUCGGUAUGUAAUUUUGCACACUUCCUUUUCUCCCCAAGAAGCUGCUCAUUUGUCGGAACCAUACAAACUGGACGCGCAAAAUCAAGUCCUUGUAUGGAAAUCUUUUAAAUUUGACAAGAUAUCUUCACGAAAUUUUUCACGAAGAAAUUCGGGCAGAUCGAGCAACUAUAGUAUAUAGCUGCAAUACAAACAACCGACCAAACUCACGCCCUUGUUUGCAAAACUUUUUUAUUUGACGAGAUAUCUUCACGAAAUUUGGCAUGGAUUAUUGUCCAAGGCAGCGGUAGAAUCUCCGAGAUCGAAUCACUAUAGCAUAUUGUUGCCAUACCGUUCAAAAUCAAGUCCUUGUAUGAAUAAUUUUUAUUUGUGAAGCUAUAAUAGCUUCAGUGCAACCGAAGUUGACGUUUGUUUUUUGUUUCGUAUAUGUUUGACACGAAGGUAACAAAUGUAGACGAAGAAGCAUUGGAAAACUAAUCUUUAUUAUUUGAAUUACAAUAAUUUUCGCGACGCACAAGCUAACCAAAAUGAAAUAAUUUCAUAAUCACAUAAUCAAGUGCAAAUUAAAUAUACAAAAUAAAUAUUUGAGUUUAAUAAAAAAAAAAUUUAAAAAAUACUAACGACAAUUACAAUAGUCCAUGUGUCAUAAAAUGAUAUGGAAUAGCGAAGUAUGUGCGCAAGUGCACAUGUAUGUAUGUAUAUCUAGGUAAAGUGUACGUUUUAAGUCAAGCAUCUCUAAAUGUCGUAAGUGUGAUUCAAGUUUAGAAAUAUGAAAAUUAGUUAACGGUUAGGGCACAAUGUACAGCAUAGCAUUUAAGCAAAAGGUUAAACAUCAAAUGUAAUAUCAAACGUUAGGUAAUUGAGCGAGGUAAAGGCGAUCAGCAUAUAACGGUUGAUUGCAAUCAAAUUGGUUUUCAUUAAAGUUUUUUCCUUUUUAGUUACAAAUAUGAAAACAGCAACGGUUUAAGCUUAGUUUUGUGUUAGAAAUAUAAAAAAUUUUGUUCUCUGCGUGUGGCCAUUCGACAAAAUUGCGUCUGGCUGCAUGUGUUUAAACAGAAAAAAAUAUGUUUAAAAAAUUUUGAGAAAUGUAAUUUAAAUUUAAUUUUAGCACACAAAGUCUUAUCUUAGCCUUGAAAAUCUGUUUAGUUCGUUGAAGUUAAAAUCGGGGUCUCGAUCUUUUCUAAUACCAACAUCUGAGAUUCAAAAUAAAGUUUUCAUUUUUAAUUCCGGUUUUGGGAUUAAAAAUUUAAGUUUUUAUUUUUGGGAUUAAAGAAUAUUAAAAAAUGUAAAUGUUAUUUUUAAAUAUAAUAAAAAUUCUAAAACUAUUAAUUUCUUUAUUUUUAAUCAUAUACUAGUGGUUAAAUUUCGUUGCAAUCCGUUAUUUGGGAUUACAAAUUAAAUAAAAAUAAAUAUUUAAUCCCAAAAGGAUUACAAUUCUUUUUUCAUUUCCAUGUCUGUGAUUGCAUUUUUUAAGAUCUUCGGGAUUACAAAAUCAAAAAAAAAAUUAAUUCAAAUGUUAAUUCCAGUAAUUUUGAAUACAUUAUUGGCUACCCUGGUUAAAAUUAACAUAAUUUUGAAUAAACUUUAAAAAUUAUUAAAAAAUUAAUUGAAUAAGAUCUCUAGUAAAGCUUGAACAUUAUACAAGUAUACUAGCUUUACUAGGCUAUAGCACGCAGCAGAUUUGGUUUGUUGUGAAAACGGUCAAUUUAUUUAAAUAUUUUGUUUUGUUUAUGUUAAUGUAGUAUAUUAUACAUUAAAACAUUUAUGGGCAAACUAGCGCUCUUUUAUUUUUUAUUUAAUUUUUUUAUUAAAUUCUUUUUUUUUAUAUCAAGCUUUCGAAGUCCACAAAAAUGAAAUGAGACACUGAAAGACUUCAAAACAAAUAAAAUAGCCAAGUUGAAUAAUUAUGGAAGCUAAAUUUCUGAAAUGCGCAAGUCAUAUACAGAAAGCAAGAAGGUAUAAACACCUAGUUAUACAAGAUAAGUACUUAAAUAUAGCUAAUGGAUAAAGUUUUUUCUGAAAAGUCUUGAAAUGUGUUUGUAUGUGUAAAACUAUGAAAUUGAAGAAUAUUAGGAAGUAAUAAUAAGGCGAUGGAUAUUGAUAUGUAUUUUUUUACUCAAUUACUAAAAAGGGUUAAAAAAAAAUAAAUCAAAAAAAAUAAUAAUAAAUGCAAGUACGUAAUUGUGUAUGUAAAGUUCAUAAAACAUUCUCACAACAAUACUAAAAAACAUGGUUUAAACAAAUCUUUGUAUGGCCGGUGCAGUAGUUAGCACUAAAGAGCGUUACAAGCAAAUUACAAACGCAUAAUAAGUGCUUAAUUCAAAAUGCAAAACGAAAAAACCAAUAGACAUUAACACCAAAACUUAUUGAUUUUGACCUUUGAUCACAUGAAUUUUGAAAUUUUUUGUUUGAUAUAAUGAAUGUCUCUCAUUACAUCAAACAAAAUAUGUAUGCACAGGCAAAUAUUUUUAGUGAUUUUUGUGUGCACAUUCAUAUGUAUGUGGGCAAUGCUUACACAUACAUAUAUGCACGUAGUUGCUUAAGUUUUAUGUAAGUGUUACCAGUUAUUUCUAAUUGUUAUCCUUUUAGUAUAAAACAUAUUUAACAAUCAAUAUUCCUCUUGGUUCUGUCGGUCACUCUCAACAAAUACCGACAGAGCGCCAAUUUAAUGUCCGCCCUGAUUACACUUUAUGACUUUAAGGCAUAGAUCUCAAAUGUGAAUAUAUUUUGUUGAGCUAAUUAUGGUACAGUUUCAGAGACUUUUCCGAAAUUUUAAGUCAACACGAACUGAGCACAAUGCCAAAAAAAAAUUUAAUUAACACGUAUCUAACAUAGUGUUUUCUUUCUCCUUAUUGCCUUACAUCCUCACCAAUUGGAAUUUGGACUUUAAUAAAAUAAAUUUCAUAAGCAAACAUUGUAGAUAAAUUUAAUUACUAUUUUAACUAUAAUCUAUUAUAUUAUCUAAAAUCAACUAAGAAUUUGCAGAGAAACUUGGCUUUCAUAAAAAUGGGUUUCUCACAUAACAUAUGUAUGUAUAUGAAAUUAUUAAAACAUACUAUAUAUACAUAAUAUUACAGUAUAAUCACGGUUAUACCACAUACAUACACACACGAAACCCCACGAAAUUGCUGGUUUUAAGUAAAAGAAAAGAGCUUAGGUAAUAUAUCUCAGAAUUAGUGGCAAAAUGUGUGUUUUAAAGUUUGAAAUUAACAUUCGUGCAUACACACAUGCACAUAAAGGAUGACAGUUUGUUGAUGUUUAUAAAAAUAAUACUGAAUUUCGUAUAACAUGCAAACAUUUUGAAUUGAGUAAUAAUUCGUCAAGGUUCAACAUAUUAUUUUUGCAUGUGAAAGCAAAAUACCAAACAUCUCUUAAAAUGUCUAUCGCAAAAAACAUAAUAAUUUGUUUCAAUUUCUAAUUAAAUUAAAUUGUAGUAUUUAUGGUAGUCAAAAUAAAAGAUGCAUAAUAAUUAAUUAAUUAAUAAAUUAUAUAUAUUGCAUAUAUAUACAUAUAUAUCAAAGCGAGCAAAAAACAAAGAAUAAUAUUAAAUAUUCACAGUAAGCAGAACAUGGAAAUAAAGGCAUGAUACUUUACUUCGAGAAAAAAUAAAAUUAAA
Messenger RNA from Bactrocera oleae (olive fruit fly), 13118 nucleotides. RefSeq names its product trio Rho guanine nucleotide exchange factor (gene trio). The record is from RefSeq and is a predicted model, not a curated record. Gene Ontology annotation, molecular function: protein binding; guanyl-nucleotide exchange factor activity. Gene Ontology annotation, cellular component: plasma membrane; cytoplasm; extrinsic component of membrane. Gene Ontology annotation, biological process: axon guidance. NCBI's taxonomy places the organism in Eukaryota, Metazoa, Arthropoda, Insecta, Diptera, Tephritidae.